AUGAUUUCGCUCCUGGCGGGCAAGCCCAAUCCCGACACGUUUCCAUUUGAGCAGAUCGACAUCAAAUUGAAGCCUCAGCCUGGUCAGAAAGAAUCCCAAGUCCUCACGCUAUCUGGGAAAGACCUCGACGAGGGUUUGCAAUACGGGCCGACAAAGGGACUCACCCGGCUCGUCAAAUGGUUCGAAGGCUUCCUUGCGCACGUGCACGAUGUACCGCUGCCUCAGGAGGGCGAUUGGGCCUUCAGCAUGGGCUCGGGUAGCCAGGACGUCCUCAUCAAAGCCAUGGGCGCCGUCAUCAAUCCCGGCGAUACCGUCCUCGUCGAAGCUCCGACGUACCCAGGCGGUCUGAAUUACCUCUGGCACGAACGAUGUAACCUCGUCGAGUGCGUCGUCGACGGUCAUGGUCUCGUGCCAGACAAUUUAGAAUCGGUGCUGGACAGCUUUGCGCGCGAUCAGCCCAACGCGCCAAAACCAAAGGUACUCUACACUAUACCCACAGGCAGCAAUCCGGCAGGCUCGACACUAUCAGAAGAUCGCAAAGUGGCCAUCCUCAAGAUCGCAAAGAAGCACGAUCUGCUCAUCCUCGAAGACGAUCCAUACUACUUUCUCUACUUUGGGCCCAAACCGCAACCUAGAAGCUUUUUCUCUCUCGAGCAAUCUGUCAAUGGCGAGACCGGACGUGUACUACGUUUCGAUAGCGUUUCCAAGAUCUUGUCGUCUGGUAUCCGAUUGGGGUCUGUCUGUGGACACAAGAGCAUCAUAGAGAGGAUAGAACUCCAAACUGCAAAUACAAAUCUACAGGUACCAUCCUUGACCCAAGCAAUAGCAUUGCAGCUCGUCGAAAGAUGGCAACAUCAGGGCUUCAUUGAGCACUGCACCCGCGUUGCAGAGUUUUACAAACAAAAGCGUGACGUCUUUGACAAGCUAGCGCGUAAGCAUCUCGAAGGUGUCGCACAAUGGGACACGCCCGAAGCCGGCCUCUUCCUCUGGAUCAAACUACUUCUGAACCGCGAUGGAUCAGACGGAGAUAGUGAAAGCCUCAUCAGAGAGAAAGCAGUCGAGAAGGGUGUCCUCUGCGUGCCAGGCGUAGGCUUUAUGGGUCUCAGCGGCAAGACGGCUUAUGUACGCGUCAGCUUCAGUCUCUCUACCGAAGCAGAAGCAGACGAAGCCUUUCGCCGGUUGAGAUCCGUCAUCGACGAAGCUCGAAGCGAGCAAGGAUGA
Messenger RNA from Mixia osmundae IAM 14324, 1221 nucleotides. RefSeq lists its product as uncharacterized. Gene Ontology annotation, molecular function: transaminase activity; pyridoxal phosphate binding. NCBI's taxonomy places the organism in Eukaryota, Fungi, Basidiomycota, Mixiomycetes, Mixiales, Mixiaceae. The transcript is spliced from 3 exons. The record is from RefSeq and is a predicted model, not a curated record. Gene Ontology annotation, biological process: biosynthetic process. The coding region runs from base 1 to 1221 and encodes 406 amino acids.